UCCUGUGUUGACAUGUAGCUGGGUUAGCAUUAGCUUGUGCUGUGCGGUCAGAUGAACGAUAAUUAAAUCGAAUUCAACACAAGUUUACUGUGUGAACAGUAAGGGUCAGAGGUCAAAGGUGAGGCGGUGGGGUCAUGGUGAAGCAGCAGCGGAGGACAGACAGGUGUUUCCUUCCUGCAGCAGGAAACCGUGCGGCGCAGGUUCGAUUCCGUGCUGGUCCCACACCGAGGCGCCCGGCUGCUGGCGUGGAUCCACCUCACCCGUCUCUCUGUCCUCAGGGUUCAGGACGGCAGUGGGCGUGCUCAGGGACAGGAAGUGCUCACCGCACCACAGAAGAAGAGAGAGGAGCUCCACAGGGAGUCCUGGGACCUGAUGGAGGUUCAGGGGAGCCAAAGAGGGCCAGACUGGACGGGGUCGCAGAGUCGUCUCUGGUCCCUGCGUCAUGUGACCAAGCAGCCAAUGAGAGCAGCUCGACACCAGAUGGUGUUCCCCCUCUCGACCAGCUGGGGGCAGCAGAGCUUAGUGAGGACAGCAGAGCCGCUGAGCUGCAGAGUGUGGGGUCACUAAAGGUCACCAUCCAGCGGAGCAGCGAGAGCAGAGAGUUUGGACAGACAGACAGGACGGCAGAGACACAGACAGGUGGACUCCACUGUCACGUGUGUAACCUGACCUGUCGCUCUGCACAGGUGUUUCAUGAACACAUGUCAGGAGCAGAGCACAUGAAGAAACUUCAGGAGAUCACAAACUCCAUCGGCCUUCACACACACACAAAGCAGGACAGGGGGCCUCGCCCCCCCCCUCAGCGCUGGUGUGACUCCUGUCAGACUCACUUCAGUGGUGACGUCAUCGUCCAUCGACAGACAAAACACCACAAGAUGUGCAAGCAGCUGUGUCGUCCCUUCUGUCCCGUGUGUGAACGUCACUUCAGGACGCCGCGGAAGUUUGUGGAACACAUGAAGUCUCCAGAACACAAACAGAAGGUGCACCAGCAGGAGGCGCAGGAGGAGGAGCUGAUCACAGUGGACGCUGUUGGCUGCUUCGAGGGGGAGAAGGAGGAAGUAGAAGUAGAAGUAGUAGAAGAAGAAGAAGAAGAAGAAGAAGAAGAAGUAGAAGAAGUAGAAGAAGAAGAAGAGGAAGAGGGUGAUGCAAAAACUGAGGCAGCAGAUGAGAAAGUGUUGGAGGCAGCUGACACUGAAGACUACAACCCCCACACUACUUACGGAAGUAGUUUUGUCGUUCCUGUGUCUGGUUUCCUGUGUCGACUCUGCAACAAGUUUUUCCAAAGAGAGACGACGGCCCGACACACACACUGCAGGACACACACACACUACCUGAACCUGCAGAGGAGUCAGAAGAAGCCUGAGGACGAGGACACGCCUGCGGUGACCGGACCUGCUCACAACGUUUCCCAUCAUGCACCUGUUCUCUGACCACAAACAUCUGGAGUCGCUCUUUAAGAAGAACCUAGAUCAGCUGAUCGUGUUUAUGAACUAUUGAUCCAGAUGUGAGGAGAGAAUCUGACAUUAAUGUUAAUGAUAUGAAUUAAUUGACUUAUUCUACCUUUCAUAUCUGAACUGGUUGAACACAACAGAGACAUUUAUUAACGAAUACAGAGAGAUUCUCUCCAGGAAUCAACAAUACACACAUCAUGGAUAUUGGAAAACACACAGUACACAUAUAAAAACAAGGCUCAACAACACACACAUUUUACUUUAACAACUGACCCAGAUGUUGGUGAAGCACAGAAGACAUUAGAGGAUCAAACACAACUGGUUUAAAAUCAGUUUACUGGAUUUAAAACCAUUUAAAAACACUGAAGGUCCGAGAGUGUGAACGGUGUUAUAACACAACACUAGUGUUAUAACACAACACUAGUGUUAUAACACAACACGAGUGUGUGAGUGUGAGUCCAAAGUCCCGGAACAUCCAGAGUUUCACAUGUCAAGUCAGGAGCUCACAAAUGAUAACACACACUAAACUACAUUAAAUAAAGGAGAGUUAAUAGAGAUCAGAUUUAUUCAAGGUACAGAAACAAUAAUACUUCCGGCUCAAUAACCAGUGUUCAAUAAAUCUGAUUAUUCUUUUUUUAA
Limanda limanda (common dab) is the source of this 2090-nucleotide messenger RNA. RefSeq names its product cdkn1a interacting zinc finger protein 1b (gene ciz1b). NCBI's taxonomy places the organism in Eukaryota, Metazoa, Chordata, Actinopteri, Pleuronectiformes, Pleuronectidae. The coding region runs from base 135 to 1430 and encodes 431 amino acids. Gene Ontology annotation, cellular component: nucleus. Gene Ontology annotation, molecular function: nucleic acid binding; zinc ion binding. The record is from RefSeq and is a predicted model, not a curated record. The transcript has 13 exons.